Pogoniulus pusillus (Red-fronted tinkerbird) is the source of this 1827-nucleotide messenger RNA. RefSeq names its product myeloid-associated differentiation marker-like. Bases 727 to 1593 code for a protein of 288 amino acids. NCBI's taxonomy places the organism in Eukaryota, Metazoa, Chordata, Aves, Piciformes, Lybiidae. Gene Ontology annotation, cellular component: membrane. The record is from RefSeq and is a predicted model, not a curated record. The transcript has a single exon.
GUGCUGCCAGGGUGCCUGGUGUCAGUGCUGCUGGUGGUGGUGAGAUGCUGCUGGUGCCAUGGGCGGCUGGGGCAGGCAGGGUGCAGGUCCCCUCCCUGUGGUCACCCCACCUGCCCUGCCUCUUGACAGCAGCUGGCACAGCCGGACUUUGAGCUGCUUAUCAGUGGCGGAGGUGCCAGGAGAGGGGUGGAGGUGCCAGAGGUGCUACCCGAAGGGGUGUGGGGAGGGUGCACCCAGCUGCUUACCACAGUGGGUGCAGGCCCCAAAACCCCUCCGGCGGACCCCUCCGUUGGCUGCUAGCCCUGGCACUGUGCAGAGAUGAGCAAGUCAGGACAGUCCCUCCGGUGCUUCUGGGGGUGCUUGAAAAUGCCCCCUUGCGCCACCUGCCACAGGCGGGGCCGGGGCGCAGUGCCAGGACGGUGGCACGUGGUGUAGCUCCCUGCCCCCUCCGGCCCCACGGCAGGGCUCGGCGUCACCACCGGCACCCUUCGCCCGGCCCCGCAUUAAUGAUCCACCCGCCCGUGCCGCUGCCGCCGCCGCCGCCAGCCCCCAGCAGCCGCCCCGGCGAGCUCCGCCUGCUGCCAGCGGUGGUGGCGGAGCAGGGGGUCCUCGGCGCGGGCGGCUCCGGAGGCCGGCGGCUCCCUGCCCCCUGCCCCACCCCUCGCUGCCAGCACCCGAGAUAAGAGCGGCUGCGGGCAGCACCCAUCCGGGUGGGAGAGCUGGGCCAUGGCGGUGGCCACGGUGAACCUCCGUGCCCUCACCUCCUGGGUGGGCAUCGCCCGGCUCUUGGCCGUCCUGCUCUCCUGCCUCGCCUUCAGUUUGGUGGCCUCCACCUGGAGCUUCGGGGGUCCCUACGGGACGUGGUGCAUGUUCACCUGGUGCUUCUGCUUUGCCGUGACGCUGCUGGUGCUGCUGCUGGAGCUGCUGGAGCUCUACCCCGCGCUGCCGCUCUCCUGGGACGACUUCACCUCGGCCUUCUCCAUGCUGGCAGCCCUGAUGAUCUUCACCACCUCGGUGGUCUACCCCUCCACCUUAAUCAGCAGCCCCUGCCGCGGCAGCGUAUGCGCCCGGCAGGCCGUGGCCACCGCCGCCUCCUGCCUGUGCUUCCUGGCCUACGCCCUCGAGGUGGGGCUCACCCGUGCCAAGCCGGGAGACAUCAGCAGCUUCCUCUCCACCGUGCCCGGGCUCCUCAAGGUCUUCGAAGCCUACGUGGCUUGUCUUAUCUUCUCCCUGCUGGAUGGAUACGCUUCGAAACCAGGCCUGCAGUGGUGCGUGGCUGUCUACUCCAUCUGCUUCAUCAUCACCUUCCUCAUCAUCAUCUUCACCAUCGGCCGCUGCCUCAGCUACAUGCCCUUCCCCCUGGAGAAGAUGCUGGUGGGCUACAAUGCCCUGGCCUUCCUGAUGUACCUCACAGCCACCAUCCUCUGGCCCCUCUACAGCUUCAAGGGCUAUCCGCGCCCCAGUCACUGCAACAAGGACUGCCUGUGGAACAAGUUCCUGGGGGUCACCUUCCUCACCAUCUUCAACCUCAUCGCCUACCUGGUGGACCUGGUCUACUCCAGCAGGAUGGUCUUCAUCAGGACACCUACCUAAGGCUUCUGGAUGGACCCGGUGGGGUGAAGGGUGGUGGGAUGCAGCUGGCUGCCGGCAUGGGGCUGCCAGGGGAGCUGAGGAAGAGGCUGGGUGCCUCGGAAAGCUCCUCCUGCCUACAUCGUGGGGUGCUCCUGGCCACGGGGGCCCAGGGAACCAGCUUGGAGAGCCCAGGGUCUUCCCAAAACCCUGGAGCUGGGUGGAAUCUGGGAUUAAAUUGGGUCUUUUUUCACAUGA